UGCAACCCACAAGUCCAUCGGCUGGGGUUUCCGUCUGAGCCGUCGAAUAUGAAAUUUCGAACAACCCGAAGUUUUUGCUUCACGCUCAAGUUGCAUGGACUAUUUUUAGCAAUCUUCUAAGUGAUGGUGAUCCAUCUCAAGCGUAAUCAUAGGCCAGCAGUUAUACAGUUAUGGAACACACUGGUCUACAUUUUGUAUGAAAUGAUUGAAAUCCUAUCUACGUGUGCAAAAAUCUUGGUUCAGACACUUCCAGAGUUCUGCAAAGUCCAUUACGUAGUUGUAUUUUGCAGACUUGUGCAAUGGAUGUAAUUUUAUUAAUCAAUCAGAGGUCUCAGCUGGCUUGACAAUGGACACGUUCCACUUUAUCAUAUCGUUAAUACGGUUAUCGGUGGCUGACUUUUCUCAGGUUUCUACAUUGCUAAUCAAUAAAACCGUCGCCGAUUUCAGUUACCGAACCUUGUGACAUGGUUCCAGUCAUCAGUAAUGCAAGGAGAUUUUCAGGUGUGACACACUGUUUGGCACAAGAGCCGAUCGUAAAUCUUGCUCCAUAAAUCGUCGAAGAACUGUGAGCCCUAACCAAUGUUCUGCAUGUUCUUCACGAACCUAUGCAUAACGGAAAACAGUAUUGAAAUUACAUUCAAAUAUAACACCCAAUCCUACAGUUAGUGACUUUCUGGAGGAACUUCAUUCCAACUGUCAUCUCCUGUCCUACUUCUGAGUGUCGGAAUCAAAACUUUUAUCUACUUGAAACACAGUUCAUAUGGUGGUAUUCUCCUCUGUAACGCCCACCUGCCUCCUAUACCGAGAAGACGAGUUGCGGUAGAGAUGUCAGCGAGCAGAAUUAGGGUGGAAGCUCUGCAGAGUAGAGGGGUGCCUUUUACCAGACGUGCGUUCCUUGUGUGACGCAAUUAUCGCGAUUCGGAAACACAAAGAAUUGAAGUUGCUAUGAGGAUGUUAGGCUUGCUGGGCAAGAAGAUUUUCUGUGAAAUGUGCACUGGUGGCGUAGCUGCAUCAUGGAUGUCUGCAGCGUGUAAAACAAGCGAUAUGUCAGUUCUCCAUUUGCCGGUCCGCAAGAGAGAACAGUUACAAGACUGUGAGCCGAGGAGGAAGGUGGUUUCAAGUUUGCUUCUGUGCAGAGAGGCACAUUUCUGAGUGGAACAUGCUAAGCGUGCCUUAACUGCCGCUUCUUCCCUUGUUUCCCGCCGUCUCUAUCCUCUUCCUCUGGAACCCCCCUCCCUCCUACUCUCGCCAAUUGAUCGACCUGCCUUGCAAAUGCAUUCUGACGCUGCAUGGCGAUUCUUCCAGGUCCUUGACAUUGUAGAGCCAUUUCCAGUUUUUCCUAGCAAAUGCUCGUCAUCUUCCCUAAAUUUAGCCAUUAUUAACAAGCUGCCAAUUUCUUAUCCACUAUAGCAUUGUACUGGUCCUCUUCUGUGCCCGGUUCUCUUGAUUUCAGUUAAAAAAUUUUAGCCCGUUCGUGUUAGCAACUGACGGAGAUUUGAGGCGUAGUCAUUACAGUGUGCAAAUUAAUUCAUCUUCACAGCUUCUAGUGACAUGGAAGAGCUAGAUCGACAGGAGUAACGUAGUUAAAUGCUCUGAAAAGCAGGAUAUAGAACAGGCUUUUGGGCAUGCUUGAAUGUUCCAUCAGCUUUCAAAAGUGAGGAAGAAAGAAUCCAACGAUGAUGGAUCAUUCGGACAGGAACUAAACCUAUGCCGUGAUAAUUCUCCAAAAUCCACCGAGGGAAAGAGCCGGAUGGGUUUUGAAGUCGAAGACUAUGGCAAACUUGGGGGAAUGGAGAGCACCUCCACUCUGUUUGAAAAAGUUGUCCCUUUUCGUGUGACGAAGUCCAAUGCGGAAGAUCGGCAGAUGGAUCUUACUGCAAGGUUUAUAAUGGGACUGAGUAAAGUACAUCGCUCUACCAAGGUUCUUCAAGUGCAGAUUACCAACGAAUUGGAUCCUUUCUUUUUCUAUUCCUUAGAAGUCAAUGAGGACGACUUUCAAAACCUCAAAGUGGAACAAUGCAUAUUGGUGGAUUUUGCAACGUUCCCUUACAAGUUCAUUGAGUUGCUCGAGCAGUGUAUUGUUUCCUCUUGUACUGAUAAUCCAAGGGGUACUGGCAGGUUUCUUGCGGUAUUACACUUACGAACUGGGGACUCUACGUUAACUGUAGUGGAAACAAAUCAAUUCAAGCAUCUGAGUCAUCUAUCACUUGUGUUUCGGCAAGGAAACGACUCUGUCAUCAAACAAUUUCUUGCUGGCAGGCUGGCUGAGUACAAGGCUAUCAACGGUGACAUGCAUGAAAAGUUGCGGCGAACGCUGCACUCUUUAGAAAAAGCUCUUCGUGAUGUGAAUUGUUUAAGCAGCGAACUCAGUGAGCUGAAGGAGUCCCAGUGCCGAAACAUUAGUGAGCUGAAAUCUGAUUUCACCCUGGAGCUUGCUCAUGAAAAGGAAAAGUUCAUGCAGGAGACAACGGAGCUCAAAGUUAGGCUUGAAAAGGAACGCACAGAGUUGGAGACCCGUCUUAGGCAGCAAAUUGAUCAACAGCAACAAAGGGCUUCUGAUUUAGAUAGCCAGGUGCGGUCAUUACUGGAUACGAAGUACAAAACUGAUAACAAGAUCACAGAGCUGAAAAAUAAGUGCAUGUCUCUUGAAAGAGACCUGGAGGAAAAGACGCAGGAAGGCGAUCGUUUAAGAAAAGAGAAGCGUAACCUGGAAACAGAGAAGAACGAAGUGGAAAAAGAAUCAAACCGUCAUCUUAUUCGGCUUAGUGCUUUAGAACAGGAGGUUUCAGACAAAAAUGAAUCUCUUUCCAAAUUGACGAUGCAGCUCGAAGUACAGACCACGCAGAGGUCCGCAUUAGAAGUAUCGCGGAAAGAGGUGCUCGCGGCAGCUGACCGUGCCGAGGAGCGAGCAAGUGCUAAUGCCACCGAACUUAGCAAGUGCCAUCAAAUCAUCGAGAAACUGCAGGUUGAAUUACGCGCUUCAAAGCAAAAAGUGAAGCUCAAAGGUCAGGUCACGAGUCAGCAGGACAAUUUGCUCAAUGAGCGGCAGUCUGCUAUUGACAAGGCUCAAGCAGACAAUGCUAAUCUACGGAAUGAGUUGACAGCCCUAAAAGCUGAUAUGGAAGAUAAAAAGAAGAAGUCGGAGGAGCUCACUACUAAACUGGAUGAAGCACAGAAUCUACUGCAAUCCAAUCAACAAAUGAUCCAGUGGUUAAAUCAACAAUUGACGGAGGCUCAAUUAGGGAAGUUACCGGCGGGAUCAGUUUCCUCCCGCUUCAACGCAUUCACUCGACCCAAUACUAGUUCGCUGGCGUAUUCUUGCCUCACAUCGGCCAACAGACCUGGCGAAGCAACGACCCCUCUGUCCUCCAACAGCUCCUUGGGCGCAAGUUCUGGAUCUAAUGCAUUCAAGAAUCAGUUUCCUAAGUCCUCACCUUAUUUAUCUACAGCUACACCGAUUUCAAACAUCCCACCUCUUCAGCUCAAGUCUCAGCCAAAUGGAUUGCAAAGUGGUUCAAUACACAAAGAAUAUGGGGGUGACGGGCACCACGGCCGUUGCAAGCUCCACUAA
This is a messenger RNA of Physcomitrium patens, 3571 nucleotides long. The record is from RefSeq and is a predicted model, not a curated record. NCBI's taxonomy places the organism in Eukaryota, Viridiplantae, Streptophyta, Bryopsida, Funariales, Funariaceae.